This is a messenger RNA of Chelonus insularis, 2614 nucleotides long. It is a transcript of the gene muskelin, whose product is annotated as muskelin 1. The coding region runs from base 326 to 2590 and encodes 754 amino acids. NCBI's taxonomy places the organism in Eukaryota, Metazoa, Arthropoda, Insecta, Hymenoptera, Braconidae. Gene Ontology annotation, cellular component: cytoplasm. The transcript is spliced from 4 exons. The record is from RefSeq and is a predicted model, not a curated record. Gene Ontology annotation, molecular function: protein binding.
UUCUGAAAAAAUCUCUUUAUUCUCACUUUCGCGAAUAUUUAUUAUUUAUAAUAUCAGUCAUUAUUUAUAUAAUUUAUAUCAAGUAUUACGUUAACCAUAUCCAUUUUUUUACUUUAACUGAUUAACUUAACCAAUAUAAUAUAUUUUUAAUAAACAAGUAGUUUAAUUCUUAAAAUACUGGAGUUUUCGUACUGAUAUACUUUGUAGGUCAAUAAAAAAAAAACUCAUCGAACAUCUUGUGAGCCAAAAAAAAUAAUAUUAUUACAACCAACAACAAGUAUAAAUAUUUUGCUCUAAACGGUUAUGGUUAUGUCAUUUGUAUAAUAUGGCGUCUUCCGAUUAUAUACCUGACGAUGAAAUUAAAUGGAAAACUUUGGAGUACAGAAUAUACAAGUGUUCCAGCUAUUCACCUUCUUAUUUACCAGAAAAUAUACUCGUUGAUAAACCUCAAGAUCAAUCUUCUCGCUGGUCUCCAGAUCAUGAUCACUAUCCACAGUACUUGAUCCUCAAACUUCCACGUCCAUCAAUUGUUAAAUAUAUAACAUUUGGAAAAUUUGAAAAAACUCAUGUAUGUAACAUGAAAAAAUUCCUCAUUUUCGGUGGAAUGGAGUGUGAUAACAUGACGGAAUUAUUGAAAGGAGGACUGAAAAAUGAUUCAAUACCAGAAACAUUUGAAAUAAAACAUAAAAUAGGUGUUGAUCAAACGAUAUACUAUCCCGUAAGGUUUAUAAAAAUAAUGCCCAUUCAAUCAUGGGGUCCAAGCUUCAACUUCAGCAUUUGGUAUGUGCGUCUUACUGGAAAUGAUGAUCCUGCAAUUAUAAAACCUUGUAUUACAUGGGUAAAUCAGUACCUCCAAAAUGAGAUAUUAAGACUGUGUAUGAAGCACUUUCGCCGUAUAAAGCAACCUGACAUUUUUCAAACGCUUCGAAAAGUAUCAAAUGUAAAACUUGAAGAUCAGCGGCUAUCAGUUUUGUAUGAUAUUUUAGUGAAUAAAGGAGAUUAUGUAGAAGUUGAGAAAUUCAUCACGGAAGCAGUAUCAUCCGGGCUUUUAGAUGACUACACAAACAGUCAACCUUAUCGAGCUGUGUGGACUAAAGUAACGUGUGAAGAUCCAAAACCAGGAAUGCGAGGAGGUCAUCAAAUGGUCUUAGAUGCAUCAGCAGAAACUUUGUAUCUCUUUGGAGGAUGGAAUGGUAAUCAAGAUUUAUCAGAUCUUUGGUCUUACAAUAUUAGCACAGGUAAAUGGACUUUAAUAUGCAAAGAUUCUGAAGAUGUUGGAGGACCAAGUGCUCGGUCUUGCCAUAAAAUGUGCCUUGAUCCUGAACGACGACAAUUGUUCAUAUUGGGAAGAUACUUAGAUACUCAAUAUCGCUGUCCCGAGAAUCUAAAGAGUGAUUUCUAUGUUUAUGAUAUUGAAUCAAAUAAAUGGACUCAAAUAUCUGAAGACACUAGUGCUGUAGGAGGUCCAAAAUUAAUUUUUGAUCAUCAAAUGUGUAUAGAUGUCACCGAACGAAUGAUUUAUGUAUUUGGCGGACGUAUAAUAGCACCUUCUGGUGGUGUUGAAGAACACGGUAUGUCACUAAGUCCAGUAGAACCUGUUUUUUCAGGUCUUUAUUCUUAUCAUAUUCCCACAAAUACUUGGAAACUUUUAGCCUGUGAUAUUGCACGACCGAGUCCGAUGAAUGUGCCAACAAUACGAUCGAGAGUCGGACAUUCAAUGUUGUUUUAUCCUCUUGACCGAAAGUUGUAUAUUUUUGCUGGUCAGAGAAGUAAAGAAUAUCUUAAUGAUUUCUUUACUUAUGAAGUUGAUACCAAUAAAAUUGAGCACAUAAGUUUGACUGAUUUUGGAAAUGAAGAAUCUAAUCAUAUUCCUGCAGCAGGUUAUACUCAAAGAGCUACUAUAGAUUCGAUGCUUAGUGAAAUGUACGUUUUAUCAAGCUUGAGUAAAAAUAAAGAUAAACGAGAUGAAAAUGUUCAGAAUUCAUUUUGGGUUUAUAAAAUAGAGAAGAAUUCAUGGACUUGUGUUUAUCGGAAUGAGAACAUGGGAGAAAAAUACUGGAGUAAGAUGCAAGAUUUCGAACCUUGUCCACGUUUCGCUCAUCAAUUAGUUUAUGAUAAUAUCAAAAAAGUUCAUUAUCUUUUCGGUGGGAACCCUGGACGUUCUUAUCUUCCUAAAUUACGACUUGAUGAUUUUUGGCAGCUUAAAUUAUGUAAACCUACACAAGAACAAAUACUCAAACGAUGUAAACUUCUCAUCAGAAAGUACAAAUUUAAAGAGCUUGCUUUAAAUAAUAGCAUCGAGGCUCUUGAAUAUUUACAAAAAGAUAUUUCAGAAAUAAUUGAUCAUAAUGAUGUUAAACAAACGAAAAAUUUUCAAUUACUAACGUCUGUUUUAUUCUGUGAACAAGAUUUAUUAAUGCGUAAUUUAAAAGAUUCUGAAGAAUGUAAUGCAUCAGAUCAAAAUAAGUCUGAUAUAUUAAUGAAAGAAUUUCAUCAACGUCGUACCGAGCUUUUUGAUAAAUUAAUGAAAUUUUUUCCUGAAAAAUUGACCCAACCCCGUGCUAAUUUAACUGAUUUACUUCUUUUGUGAUACUAUCAUGAGUAGAUUGUUAAA